AUGAACAAAUGGUACGAACAUGAGGGAAACCAACCAGACGCAGAUGCCAAAUUGAUGUCUCCUCUGGUUUUUGAUAUGGCCUGUGUUCAGGCAGUGACGAUCUCGGUACUGGAGUGGUGGCACAUCGGAAAACUGCAAAGUACAUCGCCAAACAUAAACAGUAGUGGAUCUCAGCUGCCCUCUGGCCAAGUCCAACCCCGACGGAAGGGGAUUGUCCCGCCGUCACUUCCCGCCGACGCACAUCCUCCCGUGAUACUAGCCGCUGAUCCAUAUACGUCUGAAGCUUAUCGUCUCAGAACCUCUAGAUUGUGCUCCUCGUUGUCAUUUCGUGAGAUAGCUGAAGGAGCGGUACCCCCAAUCGCUGCCGCCUCCAAUGAAAUAUCUUCACCUUCCCCGGUCACAACCACUGAUGCAGAACCUCAUUCAUCCGCCGUAGAGAAGCGACCGAUCGACAUGGUGUUCUGCUCCUUCGCGCUCCACCUCAUCGAAGACCCAUCCGAGCUCUUCGCGCUCCUGUGGGAACUCAGCACAAAGUCAAAGUGGCUAAUCGUGAUCGCACCGCAUAAAAAGCCAGAGAUCAAGGAGGGGUGGGGAUGGACGAAGUGGGAUCCCGUCAAGUGGGCGCCGUGUCAAAUGCUCGACCAGCAGAACGAUAUCCUCCACGAGAGGUGA
Pleurotus ostreatus (oyster mushroom) is the source of this 672-nucleotide messenger RNA. RefSeq lists its product as uncharacterized. The transcript has 6 exons. Lineage: Eukaryota; Fungi; Basidiomycota; Agaricomycetes; Agaricales; Pleurotaceae. The record is from RefSeq and is a predicted model, not a curated record. The coding region runs from base 1 to 672 and encodes 223 amino acids.